AUGGCUUCGAUCGCUUGCUCCCUGCGCGCUGUCGCUCGGCCCGCGGUUAUGCGCAUGGCCCCCCGCGCUGCUUCCCGCCGCGCCUUUGCUACCUCCCAGAUGAGCCUUGCCAAGAGGUACACCAUCGAGCACGAGUGGGUUGACCUGUCGGCAGACCGCAAGUCCGCCACCAUCGGCAUCUCUCAAUACGCCGCUGAGCAGCUCGGCGACGUCGUCUAUGUCGAGCCCCCUGAGAACCUUGGCGAAACCGUCCAGCAGGGCGACGCCGUUGGAGCCGUCGAGUCUGUCAAGUCCGCCAGCGACAUCAACGCCCCAAUCAAGUGCAAGAUCGUGCAGAGCAACACCCUGCUUGAGCAGUCGCCCGCCACCAUUAACAAGGUCCCGGAGGAUGAUAGCGCAGGCGGUGGCUGGGUCAUCAAGGCUGAGGUUGACGAGGAGGGCGCCAAGCAGUACGAUGGGCUGAUGGAUGCUGAGGCUUACAAGGCAUUCAUUUCCGAUUAA
Molecule: messenger RNA, 501 nt
Organism: Ustilaginoidea virens
Lineage: Eukaryota; Fungi; Ascomycota; Sordariomycetes; Hypocreales; Clavicipitaceae
Exons: 2
Coding region: 1-501 (166 amino acids)
Biological process (GO): glycine decarboxylation via glycine cleavage system; protein lipoylation
Cellular component (GO): glycine cleavage complex; mitochondrion; cytoplasm
Source: RefSeq, a predicted model, not a curated record